Molecule: messenger RNA, 1031 nt
Organism: Pelecanus crispus (Dalmatian pelican)
Lineage: Eukaryota; Metazoa; Chordata; Aves; Pelecaniformes; Pelecanidae
Source: RefSeq, a predicted model, not a curated record
CACCUCCAUGAUGAGCACCCCGAUGAUGAGGAGCACCCCCAUGGCGAGGGGCGCCCCCAUGAUGAGCACCCCGGUGACGAGGGGCCACCCAACCAGGGGCCACCCAACCAGGGGCACCCUGGCAACAAGGGGCCACCACCCAAUGAGAGGGCGCCCAAUGAGGGGCACCCCCAUGACGAGGGGCACCCCCAUGAUGAGGAGCACCCCCAUGGCGAGCACCCCGGCGAGGGGCCACCCAACGAGAGGCCACCCAAUGAGCAGCCACCCAACCAGGGGCACCCUGGCAACAAGAGGCCGCCACCCAAUGAGAGGCCGCCCAACAAGGGGCACCCCAAUGAUGAGGAGCACCCCGAUGACGAGCACCCCGGCGAGGGGCCACCCAAGAAGGGACCACCCAACAAGAGGCCACCCAACCAGGGGCACCCUGGCAACAAGGGGCCACCACCCAAUGAGAGGCCGCCCAAUGAGGGGCACCCCGAUGACGAGGAGCACCCCGAUGGCGAGGAGCACCCCCAUGACAAGGGGCACCCUGAUGACAAGCACCCCGGCGAGGGGCCACCCAACGAGGGGCCACCCAAGGAGCAGCCACCCAGCCAGGGGCACUCUGGCAACAAGGGGCCACCACCCAAGAGGCCACCCAACGAGGGGCCACCCAACCAGGAUCACCCUGGCAACAAGGGGCCACCACCCAAUGAGAGGCCGCCCAACGAGGGGCCACCCAAUGAGGGGCCACCCAACAAGAGGCCAUGCAACAAGAGGCCACCCAACCAGGGGCACCCCAAUGAAGACCACCCCAACGAGGGGCCACCCAACGAGGGGCCACCCAAUGAGGGGCCACCCAAGAAGAGGCCACGCAACGAGGGGCCACCCAAUGAAGAGCACCCCAAUGACGAGAAGCACCCCAAUGAUGAGCACCCUGGCAAAGGGCCACCCAACAGGAGGCCACCCAACAAGAGGCCACCCAAGAAGAGGCCACCCAAUGAGGGGCCACCCAACAAGGGACCACCCAACAAGAGGCCACCCAACAAGAG